Messenger RNA from Piliocolobus tephrosceles (Ugandan red Colobus), 3544 nucleotides. It is a transcript of the gene IRAK2, whose product is annotated as interleukin 1 receptor associated kinase 2. The transcript is spliced from 12 exons. Gene Ontology annotation, biological process: cellular response to lipopolysaccharide; intracellular signal transduction; Toll signaling pathway. Gene Ontology annotation, cellular component: cytoplasm; plasma membrane; nucleus. Bases 196 to 1932 code for a protein of 578 amino acids. NCBI's taxonomy places the organism in Eukaryota, Metazoa, Chordata, Mammalia, Primates, Cercopithecidae. The record is from RefSeq and is a predicted model, not a curated record. Gene Ontology annotation, molecular function: ATP binding; protein kinase activity; protein binding.
UGGACCUCAGCUAAUGGUGGUGUUUCCAGUGUGGACGGGGUGGUUGGGGAGGAUGUCCUGGAAAAGCCCACCUAGUGGCUAGCGUGGGGACCUCUCCUGGAGGGACUGCCUCUCUGACUCUAAGCAGAGUCCUCUCCCUCCCUUCUAGCCUCCUACGUGAUCACAGACCUGACCCAGCUGCGGAAGAUCAAGUCCAUGGAGCGGGUGCAGGGUGUGAGCAUCACGCGGGAGCUGCUGUGGUGGUGGGGCAUGCGGCAGGCCACCGUCCAGCAACUUGUGGACCUCCUGUGCCACCUGGAGCUCUACCGGGCUGCCCAGAUCAUCCUGAACUGGAAACCAGUUCCUGAAAUCAGGUGUCCCAUUCCAGCCUUCCCUGACUGUGUGAAGCCAGAAAGGCCUUUGGCAGCUUCUGUAAGAAAGACUGAGGAUGAACAGGAAGAGGGGCAGCCUGUGAGGAUGGCCACCUUUCCAGGCCCAGGGUCCUCUCCAGCCAGAGCCCACCAACAGGCCUUUCUCCAGCCUCCUGAAGAAGAUGCUCCUCAUUCCUUGAGAACCAACCUCCCCACUUCUUCUGAUUCAAAGGACUUCAGCACCUCCAUUCCUAAGCAGGAAAAACUUUUGAGCUUGGCUGGAGACAGCCUUUUCUGGAGUGAGGCAGAUGUGGUCCAGGCAACUGAUGACUUCAGUCAAAACCACAAAAUCAGCCAAGGGACCUUUGCUGACGUCUACAGAGGGCACAGGCACGGGACGCCAUUCGUCUUCAAGAAGCUCAGAGAGACAGCCUGUUCAAGUCCAGGAUCAAUUGAAAGAUUCUUCCAGGCAGAGCUGCAGAUUUGUCUUAGAUGCUGCCACCCCAAUGUCUUACCUGUGCUGGGCUUCUGUGCUGCAAGACAGUUUCACAGCUUCAUCUACCCCUACAUGGCAAAUGGUUCCCUACAGGACAGACUGCAGGGUCAGGGUGGCUCUGACCCCCUCCUCUGGCCCCAGCGUGUCAGCAUCUGCUCAGGGCUGCUCUGUGCCAUCGAGUACCUGCAUGGUCUGGAGAUCAUCCACAGCAACGUCAAGAGCUCUAAUGUCUUGCUGGACCAAAAUCUCACCCCCAAGCUUGCUCACCCAAUGGCUCACCUGUGUCCUGUCAACAAAAGGUCAAAAUACACCGUGAUGAAGACUCACCUGUUCCAGGCGUCAGUUGCGUAUCUGCCAGAGGAUUUCAUCCGGGUGGGGCAGCUGACGAAGCGAGUGGACAUCUUCAGCUGUGGAAUAGUGUUGGCCGAGGUCCUCACGGGCAUCCCUGCAAUGGAUAACAACCGAAGCCCGGUUUACCUGAAGGAUUUACUCCUCAGUGAAAUUCCAAGCAGCACCGCCUCGCUCUGCUCCAGGAAGACGGGCGUGGAGAACGUGAUGGCAAAGGAGAUCUGCCAGAAGUACCUGGAGAAGGGUGCAGGGAGGCUUCCGGAGGACUGCGCCAAGGCCCUGGCCACGGCCGCCUGCCUGUGCCUGCGGAAGCGUAACAUCAGUCUGCAGGAGGUGCGUGGCUCUGUGGCUGUUGUGGAAGAGCGGCUCCGAGGUUGGGAGACGUUGCUCCCUUGGAGUGGGCUUUCUGAGGGUGCAGGCUCUUCUUCCAACACCCCAGAGGAAACAGACGACGUUGACAAUUCCAACCUUGAUGCCUCCUCCUCCGCGAGUGUGGCACCCUGGGCGGGGCCUGCCACCUCACUUCUCCCCACAGAGAAUGGCGAAGGAAGGCUGCGGGUCAUCAUGGGAAGGGAGGCCGACUCCUCCUCUGAGGCCUGCGUUGGCCCGGAGCCUCCCAAGGAUGCUACAGAGACUUCAUGGCAAAUUGAGAUCAAUGAGGCCAAAAGGAAACUGAUGGAGAAUAUUCUGCUCUACAAAGAGGAGAAACUGGACAGCAUUGAGCUCUUUGGCCCCUGAUGACUGGAACGCAGCUGAGGACCCUUGUCCUCAGUUGGAACGAUGAGCAUCAGAUCAAGAAAAAGGUCUGAGGCAGAAUCCAAGAUCUACCAGGAAACACGCAACAAAACAUCGGCUCUCAUGGGUGGGAGGGAAACUUCAUUUCACCGGAAUGAGUUGGGAGAGAAGGGCCCUCAGCUUUCAGAGACACAAAAAUCCAUGAAAUCUCUUCUUUUCUGGGCUUUGUUAGUCAGAGCAGGGGAUCAGAGGAGACUGAGGCAGAAACCCUGUACAUGGGCCCAGGAUGUGGUUGAUUUUGUGGUUCCGGGGAGUGUGUCAUGAUAACCACCCCAGCAGAUUCCAUUACCUCAGCAGCUCUUGUCCCCCCACCACUGGCAGUUCUGCAAUGCCAUAGCAUUUUCCAGAGCUAAGAUCUCUGGAUCGUAUUUGCUGACAGCCUGCAAGCUUGCAUGCUCUGAAAGACUUUUUUAGUUUUUAUUUUUAUUUUUUUGUAAAGAUGGGGUCUCGCUACGUUGUCCAGGCUGGUCUUAAAGUCCUGGGCUCAAGCAAUCCUUCCACCUCAGACUCCCAAAGUGCUGGAAUUACAGUUGGGAGCCACCGCGCCUGGCCUGAAAGACUCUCAACUUGUGUCUCAGUGGAGUUCUUGACUCACCUCUCUGGGUCUCAGGCUCUACAAAUGUCAGACACCUGGCGAAGAGGUCUGCAGGCUUUCCACUGCCUGUAUUAGAAGUCUUGCAACUCACAUAUUUAUUCAUUCGCUGUCUGGCACCUUUAUCUUCCCAUCCCACUAAUGUUAGUGUUUUUUAAUGGAGCUUUUAUUUUGAGAAUAUGAGAAUUUGUAAAAAAAAAAAAACAAAAAACAAAAAACAAAACCCCACAUAUUCUCAAAAUAAAAGCUCCAUUAAAAAAUACUGUCACCUGGGUCACUCUGUCACCCAGGCUGGAGUGCAGUGGCAUGAUCUCAGCUCACUGCAACCUCUGCCUCUCAGGUUCAAGCAAUUCUCCUGCCUCAGCCUCCCGAGUAGAUGGGACUAUAGGCACUUGCCACUACGCCUGGCUAAUUUUUGUAUUUUUAGUAGAGACAGGGUUUCACCAUAUUGGCCAUAUUGGCUGGUCUCGAACUACUGACCUCGUGAUCCGCCUGCCUUGGCCUAUCAAAGUGUUGGGAUUACAGGUUUGAGCCACCAUGCCCGGCUGAGAAUAUGUGUUACUUAUGGCUGGAUGAUGAAGAAUCAGGAGAAUGCAUUUCAUGUCUGAUUCUGCUGCUAAUUAAGUCAAUCAUUUAAUUUUUGGGACCUCAGUUUCUCUGUAAGUAAGAUAACACCUGCUUGUUCUUCAUCACUGGGCUGUUGGGAGGAACAGAUGAGACAGUGGCUAUAGAAGCACUUGGAAAAUGCACUUGUCCUGUUUUAUAAAAUAAAUAAAAAAGGUAUUAAAUUUAUAUUUCUGCCAUGUGCCUAAUGAUUAUUCAGUGAGUAUAUAUCUGAAAAGGCAUGUUGCAAAUAUUUUUGUGAAACAGAUGCUAUUUUAAAUUCACUGGGAGAAAUGUCCUAUUUAAAGUAAUUCUAUAGUAAUUUCUUUUUAUAUAAUAAAAAUACGUUUGUAAAAUCAA